Messenger RNA from Dromiciops gliroides (monito del monte), 1296 nucleotides. It is a transcript of the gene ARHGAP8, whose product is annotated as Rho GTPase activating protein 8. Gene Ontology annotation, molecular function: GTPase activator activity. Gene Ontology annotation, biological process: small GTPase-mediated signal transduction; negative regulation of endocytic recycling. The transcript is spliced from 12 exons. NCBI's taxonomy places the organism in Eukaryota, Metazoa, Chordata, Mammalia, Microbiotheria, Microbiotheriidae. The record is from RefSeq and is a predicted model, not a curated record. The coding region runs from base 16 to 1296 and encodes 426 amino acids. Gene Ontology annotation, cellular component: cytoplasm.
GCUCCUGCUGAAAACAUGUCGGGGAUUGACUUGGAAGCAUUAGCAGAGAUCGAAUUACAGAAAGACGAGGAAGAAGCAACCACAUCAGGAGCGCCAAGGAUGGCACUUGUGCCCAGCCCAGCUCGUGAAGACACAGCCCUGGGCAUGGACCAUCCAUACUAUGAUGUCGCCAGGCAUGGGAUCCUCCAGCUAGCAGGGGAUGACAACUCAGGAAGACGAGUCAUUACCUUCAGCUGCUGUCGAAUGCCCCCCUCUCACGAGCUCAACCACAGCCGCCUCCUGGGGUACCUGAAGUACACCCUCGACCAGUAUGUAGAGAAUGACUACACCAUUGUCUACUUCCACUACGGGCUGACCAGCCGCAACAAGCCUUCCUUGAGUUGGCUUCAAAGCGCCUACAAAGAAUUCGGCCGGAAGUACAAGAAAAACUUGAAAGCUCUUUAUGUUGUGCAUCCCACCAACUUCAUCAAGAUCCUGUGGACCAUUUUCAAGCCCCUCAUUAGCCACAAGUUUGGGAAAAAGGUGACAUAUUUCAACUACUUAAGUGAGCUGAGGGAGCAUCUUAAGUAUGACCAGCUGAUGAUUCCUCCAGAGGUUAUUCGACACGAUGAAAAGCUGCAGAACGUGAGGCUGGGCCGCCCACCCCCCUUGGUGAAGACGCCGCCACCCCGCCCUCCGCUGCCCACCCAACAGUUUGGUGUCAGCCUGAAAUACAUCAGAGACAAAAAUAAAGGCGAGCUUAUCCCUCCAGUCAUGAAGGAGACUGUGACCUACCUGAAGGACAAAGGUCUCCACUCUGAGGGCCUUUUCCGGAGGUCUGCCAAUGUUCAGACUAUCAAAGAAAUCCAGAGACUGUAUAACCAAGGGAAGCCCGUGAAUUUCGAUAACUAUGGCGACGUCCACAUCCCAGCCGUCAUCCUGAAGACGUUCCUCCGAGAGCUGCCACAGCCGCUGCUGACCUUCGAAGCCUACGAACAGAUCCUGGCGAUCACCAGUGUAGAGAGCAGCCUUCGAGUGACCCGCUGCAAGGAGAUUGUUGGGGGCCUUCCAGAGCACAAUUAUGCUGUUCUCAAAUACCUCAUGGGUUUCCUGCACAUGGUAUCCCAGGAGUGUAUCUUUAACAAAAUGACAGGCUCCAACCUGGCCUGCAUCUUUGGGCUGAACUUAAUCUGGCCAUCCAAUGGAGCCUCGUCCCUCAACGCCCUGGUGCCUCUUAACUUGUUCACAGAACUGAUGAUUGAUUUCUAUGAGAACAUCUUCAGCUCUAGGGUGUUGCCUUGUGGGACCUCACCAUAG